CGCUCGCUCUGCGCAGGGGAGCCCUCCGCGGAGGCCCCUCGCCAUGGCCAAGCCGACGAGCAAGGACUCCGGCCUCAAGGAGAAGUUCAAGACGCUGCUGGGGCUGGGGACCCCGCGGCCGAGCCCCAGGUCCGCGGAGGGCAGGCAGACCGAGUUCGUCGUCACCGCCGAGAUCCUGAGGGAGCUGAGUGUCGACUGUGGCCUCAACAAUCGCAUCCGGGUCAUAGGGCAGAUCUGCGAAGUCGCCAAGACGAAGAAGUUUGAAGAGCACGCGGUGGAAGCCCUGUGGAAGGCCGUGGCCGACCUGCUGCAGCCAGAGCGGCCUCCGGAGGCCCGGCACGCCGUGCUCGCCCUGCUGAGAGCCAUCGUGCAGGGGCAGGGUGAGCACUUGGGGGUCCUCAGAGCCCUCUUCUUCAGGGUCAUCAAGGAUUACCCCUCCAACGAGGACCUGCACGAGAGGCUGGAGGUGUUCAAGGCGCUCACGGACAACGGGAGACACAUCGCCUACUUGGAGGAGGAGCUGGCCGAGUUCGUGCUGCAGUGGAUGGAUGUGGGCUUGUCCUCGGACUUCCUCCUCGUGCUCGUGAACUUGGUCAAGUUCAACAGCUGUUACCUGGACGAGUACAUCGCGUCCAUGGUCCACAUGAUCUGCCUGCUUUGCAUCCGGACAGCGUCCUCUGUCGACAUAGAGGUCUCCCUGCAGGUGCUGGACGCCGUGGUCUGCUACAACUGCCUGCCGGCCGAGAGCCUCCCGCUGUUCAUUGUCACCCUGUGCCGCACCGUGAACGUCAAGGAGCUCUGUGAGCCCUGCUGGAAGCUGAUGCGUAACCUCCUGGGCACCCACCUGGGCCACAGCGCCAUCUGCAACAUGUGCCGUAUCAUGGAGGACAGAACCUACAUGGAGGACGCCCCACUGCUGCGAGGGGCUGUGUUCUUUGUGGGCAUGGCCCUCUGGGGAGCCCACCGCCUCUACUCGCUCAAGAACUCGCCGACGUCUGUCCUGCCGUCCUUUUACAAGGCCAUGACCUGUCCCAACGAGGUGGUGUCCUAUGAGGUCGUCCUGUCCGUGAGCAGGCUCAUCAAGAAGUACAGGAAGGAGCUGCAGGCCGUGACGUGGGACCUUCUGCUGGACAUCGUCGAGCGCCUGCUGCAGCAGCUCCAGAGCCUGGACAGUCCGGAGCUCAGGACCAUUGUCCACGACCUUCUGACCACGGUGGAGGAGCUGUGUGACCAGAAUGAGUUCCAUGGCUCCCAGGAGAGAUACUUCGAGCUGGUGGAGAGAUGUGCAGACCAGAGACCCGAGUCCUCCCUCUUGAAUUUAGUCUCCUACCGAGCUCAGUCAAUUCACCCAGCAAAGGACGGCUGGAUUCAGAACCUGCAGCUGCUCAUGGAGCGGUUCUUCAGGAACGAGACCCGCAGUGCUGUGCGCAUCAAGGUGCUGGACGUGCUGUCCUUCGUGCUGCUCAUCAACAGGCAGUUCUACGAGGAGGAGCUGAUCAACACGGUGGUCAUCUCCCAGCUCUCCCACAUCCCCGAGGAUAAGGACCACCAGGUCCGGAAGCUGGCCACCCAGCUGCUGGUAGACCUGGCGGAAGGCUGCCACACUCACCACUUCAACAGCCUGCUGGACGUCAUCGAGAAAGUGACGGCCCGCUCCCUCUCUCCACCUCCUGAGCUGGACGAGAGGGGUGUGGCUGCCUACUCGGCCUCCCUGGAGGACGUGAAGACUGCGGUCCUGGGGCUCCUGGUCAUCCUUCAGACCAAGCUGUACACCCUGCCUGCCAGCCACGCCACGCGUGUGUACGAGACGCUCGUCAGCCACCUGCAGCUGCACUACAAGCACAGCUACACCCUGCCCAUCGCCAGCAGCAUCCGGCUGCAGGCCUUCGACUUCCUGCUGCUGCUGCGCGCGGACUCCCUGUGCCGCCUGGGCCUGCCCAGCAAGGACGGCGCCGUGCGGUUCAGCCCGUACUGCCUCUGCGGCUACAGCGAGCCGGAGCGGAGCGCCGAGAAGAAGGCCAGCGGCCCCCUUUCCCCUCCCACCGGGCCGCCGGGCCCCACACCCGCAGGCCCCCCUGUGCGGCUCGGCUAUCUGCCCUACUCCCUGCUCUUCCGCCUCCUACUGCAGUGUCUGAAGCAGGAGACGGACUGGAAGGUGUUGAAGCUGGUCCUCAGCAAGCUGCCCGAGUCGCUGCGCUACAAGGUGCUCGUCUUCACCUCGCCCUGCAGCCUCGACCAGCUGUCUUCCGCCCUCUGCUCCAUGCUUUCAGGCCCAAAGACCCUGGAGCGGCUCCGGGGCACUCCAGAAGGCUUCUCCAGAACCGACCUGCACCUGGCUGUGGUCCCAGUGCUCACGGCGUUGAUCUCCUACCAUAACUACCUGGACAAGAGCAAGCAGCGGGAGAUGGUUAUCUGCCUGGAGCAAGGGCUGAUCCACCGCUGUGCCGGCCAGUGCGUGGUGGCCCUGGCUGUGUGCAGCGUGGAGAUGCCCGACGUCAUCAUCAAGGCCCUGCCCGUCCUGGUGGUGAAGCUCACACACAUCUCCGCCACCGCCAGCAUGGCCGCCCCACUGCUGGAGUUCCUGUCCACUCUGGCCCGGCUGCCGCACCUCUACAGGAACUUCGCCGCAGAGCAGUACGCAAGUGUGUUCGCCAUCUCGCUGCCCUACACCAACCCCUCCAAGUUCAAUCAGUACAUCGUGUGCCUGGCCCACCACGUGAUCGCCAUGUGGUUCAUCAGGUGUCGCCUGCCCUUCCGCAAGGACUUCGUCCCCUACAUCACCAAGGGCCUGCGCUCCAACGUGCUGAUGUCUUUUGAUGAUACCCCCGAGAAGGACAGCUUCAGGGCGCGGAGUACCAGCCUCAACGAGAGGCCCAAAAGUCUGAGGAUAGCCCGAGCCCCCAGACCAGGCUUGACCCACUCUCCACCCGUGGACGAGUGCAAGGGGAGCCCCGCCACCGAGGCCUUCCGGUGCCGCAGCGUCAGUGUGUCUGAACACGGGGUCCGCAGCAGGAUCCAGACGUCUCUCACCAGCGCCAGCCUGGGGUCCGCAGACGAGAACUCCAUGGCCCAGGCUGACGACAGCUUGAGAAAUCUCCACCUGGAGCUCACAGAAACCUGUCUGGACAUGAUGGCCCGAUACGUGUUCUCCAACUUCACGGCCGUGCCCAAGAGGUCUCCCGUGGGAGAGUUCCUCCUGGCCGGCGGCAGGACCAAAACCUGGCUGGUGGGGAACAAGCUUGUUACGGUGACGACAAGCGUGGGGACUGGGACCCGGUCCCUGCUGGGCCUGGAUUCCGGGGAGCUGCAGGGCGGCGGCCCAGAGUUGAGCUCUGACGCUGGCGUGCACUUGAGACAGACAAAGGAGGCGCCGGCCAAGCUGGAGUCCCAGGCUGGGCAGCAGGUGUCCCGUGGGGCCCGGGACCGCAUCCGUUCCAUGUCGGGAGGCCACGGCCUUCGGGUUGGUGCCCUGGACCCACCGACCUCCCACUUCCCAGGCAGCCCGUCUGCUCCGGGAACACAGGCUGCACCGUCUGCGAAGCCUGACAGGGCUUCAGCAGGCACCCAGGGUCCAGCGCAGGAGAGGACGAACCUGGCCGCCUACGUGCCUCUGCUGACCCAGGGCUGGGCUGAAAUCUUGGUCCGCAGGCCCACAGGGAACACGAGCUGGCUGAUGAGCCUGGAGAACCCGCUGAGCCCCUUCUCGUCCGACAUCAACAACAUGCCCCUGCAGGAGCUGUCCAAUGCCCUCAUGGCGGCCGAGCGCUUCAAGGAGCAUCGCGACACCGCCCUGUACAAGUCGCUGUCCGUGCCGGCCGCCAGCACAGCCAGGCCCCCUCCUCUCCCUCGCUCUAACACAGUGGCCUCUCUCUCCUCCCUGUGCCCGUCCAGUUGCCAAGGGAAGCUGCACAGGAGCAUUUCCUGGGCAGCCGCCCGUGUGCUCCCCCCAGACUCGGCAGUGGUGCUGGAGGAGGGCAGUGCAGGAGAGGCCUCCGGGCUGGCGGAGCCCCCAGAGCUGGAGGACCAGGGGCACUGCGGGCGUGCCCAUGCCUACAGCAGGUCGUCCUCAGCGUCUAGCCAGGAGGAGAAGUUCCACGCAGAGGACCUGGCUGCUGCGGGCGUCCCCAUCGAGCGGGCCGUGUCCUCUGCGGGCGGCCGGCCCUCGGUGGACCUGUCCUUCCAGCCCUCGCAGCCCCUGAGCAAGUCCAGCUCCUCUCCUGAGCUGCAGACCCUGCAGGACAUCCUCGGGGACCCCGGGGACAAGGCGGACGUGGGCCGGCUCAGUCCGGAGGCCAAGGCCCGGUCACAGUCGGGGCUUCUGGAUGGAGACGGUGCUGCCUGGGCAGCCGCUGACCAGGAGCCCCAGGGCCUGGGCCCAGCACAGCCUGAGGGUGCCCUGGCCUCCGGCUCGCCCCGCUCGCCCGGCGGCCUCCGGCCCCGAGGAUAUACCAUCUCCGACUCCGCCCCGUCGCGCAGGGGCCGGCGGGCAGACAGGGUGGAGAGGGACACCUUCAAGAGCAGAGCCGCGGCCACCAAUGCCGAGAAAGUGCCCGGCAUCAACCCCAGCUUCGUGUUCCUGCAGCUCUACCACUCCCCCUUCUUUGGCGACGACUCCAACAAGCCCAUCCUGCUGCCCAACGAGUCCUUCGAGCGCUCGGUGCAGCUCCUGGACCAGAUUCCGUCCUACGACACGCACAAGAUCGCCGUGCUGUACGUGGGAGAGGGCCAGAGCAAUAGCGAGCUCGCCAUCCUGUCCAACGAGCACGGCUCCUACCGCUACGCGGAGUUCCUGACCGGGCUCGGCAAGCUCAUCGAGCUCAAGGACUGCCAGCCGGACAAGGUGUACCUGGGCGGCCUGGACGUGUGCGGCGAGGACGGCCAGUUCACCUACUGCUGGCACGACGACAUCAUGCAAGCCGUCUUCCAUAUCGCCACCCUGAUGCCCACCAAGGAUGUGGACAAGCACCGCUGUGACAAGAAGCGCCACCUGGGCAACGACUUCGUCUCCAUCGUCUACAACGAUUCCGGCGAGGACUUCAAGCUGGGCACCAUCAGAGGCCAGUUCAACUUCGUGCACGUGAUCAUCACGCCGCUGGACUACGAGUGCAACCUUGUGUCCUUGCAGUGCAGGAAAGACAUGGAAGGCCUGGUGGACACCAGCAUGGCCAAGAUCGUGUCUGACCGCAACCUCCCGUUCGUGGCCCGCCAGAUGGCCCUGCAUGCCAACAUGGCCUCGCAGGUGCACCACAGCCGCUCCAACCCCACCGACAUCUACCCCUCCAAGUGGAUCGCCCGGCUGCGGCACAUCAAGCGGCUGCGCCAGCGGAUCCGCGAAGCGGCCCAGUACUCCAACUCCGGCCUGCCGGUGCUGCACACGCACACGCCCGCCCACACCAAGGCCCCAGCUCAGGCCCCGGCCGAGCCGGCGCCCCCCUACGAGACAGGCCAGCGCAAGCGCCUCCUCUCCUCCGUGGAUGACUUCACGGAGUUCGUGUGAGGCCGGGCCCAGCACAAUGAAUAAAGCGGCUCGGCGGGUGCCGAGACAGACGCACGGAGCAGUCAGCCAGCU
Molecule: messenger RNA, 5569 nt
Organism: Lepus europaeus (European hare)
Lineage: Eukaryota; Metazoa; Chordata; Mammalia; Lagomorpha; Leporidae
Gene: TSC2
Product: TSC complex subunit 2
Exons: 41
Coding region: 44-5497 (1817 amino acids)
Biological process (GO): negative regulation of insulin receptor signaling pathway; negative regulation of phosphatidylinositol 3-kinase/protein kinase B signal transduction; regulation of small GTPase mediated signal transduction
Cellular component (GO): TSC1-TSC2 complex; nucleus; cytoplasm
Molecular function (GO): GTPase activator activity
Source: RefSeq, a predicted model, not a curated record